GCCGUGCAGAGCUGGCUGAGUGAGUCCGGGGUAUUUCCAUCAGCAGAUGUUUUUCUAAAGGACAGGACAACAGAAAUACACUAAGCAAGAAUAUGAAGAAAUCUCUUAAUAAAAAGCCCAAGGAUUUCAACUCUCCAAACUCAAGGAAUCUCUCAGAAUCAAAUAUGUCUACAAAGGAGAUAGUAUACAUAACCCCAAAACCUUUCUCAUAUACUGCAUGUGAAAAAUAUUUUAUCAGUAAAUCAUCUCUUGAUAGACAGCAGACAACGCACACAGGAAGGAAAUCUUUCUCAUGUUCUGUAUGUGGGAAAUGUUUUAACUAUACCUCAGCUCUAGUUGCCCAUCAGAGAAUUCACACAGGAGAGAAACCUUUCUCGUGUUCCGAAUGUGGGAAAUGUUUCAGCCAACAGUCACAAGUUCCAAUACAUCAGAGAACUCACACAGGAGAGAAACCUUUCUCGUGCUCUGAAUGUGGGAAAUGCUUUAGCUAUACCUCAGCUCUACAUAAACAUCAGAGUACUCACACAGGAGAGAAACCUUUCUCGUGUUCUGAAUGUGGGAAGUGUUUUGUCAAUAAAACAGACCUUGUCAGACAUCAGAGAACUCACACAGGAGAGAAACCUUUCUCAUGCUCUGAAUGUGGGAAAUGUUUCAGCCGGCAGUGUCAACUUUCAAUACAUUGGAUAACUCACACAGGAGAGAAACCUUUCUCAUGCUCUGAAUGUGGGAAAUGUUUCAGUCGGCAGUGUCAACUUUCAAUACAUCAGAGAACUCACACAGGAGAGAAACCUUUCUCAUGUUCUGAAUGUGGGAAAUGUUUCAGCCGGCAGUCACAUCUUGUUGGACAUCAGAGAACUCACACAGGAGAGAAACCUUUUUCAUGUUCUGAAUGUGGCAAGUGUUUUGUCAGUAAAGCAGUCCUUGUAAAACAUCAGAGAACUCACACAGGAGAGAAACCUUUCUCAUGUUCUGAAUGUGGGAAAUGUUUUAGCCAGCAAUCUCAUCUUGUUACACAUCAGAGAACUCACACAGGAGAGAAACCUUUUUCAUGUUCUGAAUGUGAGACGUGUUUUGUUAGUAAACCAGACCUUGUCAGACAUCAGAGAACUCACACAGGAGAGAAACCUUUCUCGUGUUCCAAAUGUGGGAAAUGGUUCAGCCGGCAGUCACAUCUUGUUGGUCAUCAGAGAACUCACACAGGAGGGAAACCUUUUUCAUGUUCUGAAUGUGGGAAAUGUUUCAGCUGGCAGUCACAACUUGCAAUACAUAAGAAAACUCACGCAGGAGAUAAAUUAUGUGAUGUUUUGAUAGUUCCAAAUGUUAUUGUCAACUCUAAUAAUAUAUGAGGCAUCAAUGUAUUAAUUUACUGUGAGUGUGAGAUAUUCUAAAAUCAUAAUUCAAAGUUUGCUUACCUUCCAGCACCUCAUAUUAUAGCAAAGCCUUUCUCAUGCUGACACUAUAAAUAAUUACUGUAACAGUAUCAGUCAAUGUACAAAUUAUGCAUUGGUAUUGUGAUAACUUGUAAGCAUCCCCUAUUGACUGGAUGAAAACAUGCAAAUUUACAUAUUGCUGAUAUGGAAUUUAGUGCAAAUCUAUCUAUGCACUUUAAUGUGUUUCAAAUAAUUACUUGUAAUAUAUAUUUGAUGUAUUAUUAGAAUUGCUUGUUCUCCAUUUUUCUGUAUAUUUGUAUUUUAAAUGAUUUCUCCCUCACAUGUUUAUUAACAAUUCC
Pelobates fuscus (common spadefoot toad) is the source of this 1729-nucleotide messenger RNA. Its product is annotated as oocyte zinc finger protein XlCOF6.1-like. The transcript is spliced from 2 exons. NCBI's taxonomy places the organism in Eukaryota, Metazoa, Chordata, Amphibia, Anura, Pelobatidae. The record is from RefSeq and is a predicted model, not a curated record. Gene Ontology annotation, biological process: regulation of transcription by RNA polymerase II. The coding region runs from base 93 to 1346 and encodes 417 amino acids. Gene Ontology annotation, molecular function: DNA-binding transcription factor activity, RNA polymerase II-specific; RNA polymerase II cis-regulatory region sequence-specific DNA binding.